Molecule: messenger RNA, 4512 nt
Organism: Sclerotinia trifoliorum
Lineage: Eukaryota; Fungi; Ascomycota; Leotiomycetes; Helotiales; Sclerotiniaceae
Source: the annotation of a GenBank genome assembly
GUAGUGAACUUGUUCAUCUUUUGUUUUGCGAAUGUAUACUCCCUAGGUACAGUACUCACUUCACUCACUCUUCUUUUUGAGUGAAACUCUUUCUAUACUUGAGUUUGAAAGAAAAGACCACGAGACCUUUGUUGAAAUUGCACAUCUAAGGUUAGUAAUCUACUAUACACGCACAUUUAUUUAUGAUAAUCCUACCUUGCAGUCCACACCGCCCAGCCACAGCAUUUCAUCAGAGGGGGCAGAAUUCUGACCUAUCCGAAACUAUUCUUCAAAACGUGGAUAUUCAUUGACUUGUAGAAACAGUCAACAUUUUUCACAAUUGAAGAAUUGAUUUCUUGAUUAUUGGACCAAGAGAAAAGGAGAAUUGACUCGGAAGAUCAGAUCCCUUGAUUUUGGUCAUCACUACGGAAAAACUCGUACCACGGACCCUGCCUGAUAACAACUCAUAAAGGGAAUUGGAAAAAGGGACUGAAUGGCUCAUAUAGAUCAGUUAUUGUUCGAUCAACGGAGCUGCAUUUCAUUUUUCAUUAGAUAACCCAGGUGGUUUCAUUCCCUACCUACCUACUUUUUACCUUGAAUCUCUUCUUGUUAUACACAGCUGCGCAAACAUACACAAAAGUUCAAACGGAUUCCAUACACCUGGAAACUCUUUCACAAUGAAGUUCGGACGCACGUAAGUUCUCUCCAUUUUACAUGAAACCACCACAGUAUACUCAUAUCUUUUAGUCUACCUGCUUCUCAGGUCCCGGAAUGGUCAUCAUCAUACAUUAACUACAAGGGCUUGAAGAAACUUAUCAAAGCUGCUGCGAACGCCGCGAAGGAUGGAAAGAAUGUUGAUUUAGCAGGUGGGAUUGUUACGUCAUUCCCUACAUACUUUCAUUGUUUUAACAAAUUCCGGCUUCAGAAUUCUUCUUCUCACUCGAUCGAAACCUCGAAGAUGUUGAUGCGUUUUAUAAUAAGAAAUUUUAUGAUUCUUCCCGUCGACUUCAUCUCCUCCAGCAAAGAUAUAGCGAUGCGAAAGUCUACACUACACAGGGACUGGAUCGUAAUGAAGUCGAGGAGUUAAUGGGAGCUCUUCUUGAGCUUAGAUCUCAAUUGAGAAAAUUACAAUGGUUUGGUGAAGUAAAUCGUAAGGGUUUCCUCAAGAUUACGAAGAAAUUGGAUAAAAAGGUACCAAAUGCUUGUACGCAAGCAAGAUAUAUGGCUUCGAAGGUCGACUUGAAGCCUUUUGCAGCGAAUGUUGCUUUAUCCAAAGCCAUGAAAACGACAAAUGAUUGGAUUGCCGUUUUGGGGGAGAAGAACAUCAAUGAUGAUGCCCUAUCCGUUCAUUCUGCACAUUCAAUCAAGAGAGCGUCAUCAAGAUCCAUCCUUAAUUUACCCAGCGCGCUAGUCGAUACAGUCGAUCAGGCUAUUAGGAAUGACGAUCUACCAACCUUGAACGAAGCCAUUGCCGGAGCGGGCUUUGACGCCGGUGAUCAAUCAAUGCAAAAGCUCUUCUUGAACUUAUUGCAACGAUCCAUGUCUUGCAAGUCCAAGGACUCAAUUAUCUACUUUUUGAAGAUGAUAAAUUCUCUAGAUGAACCAGACGACAUCAAUGAACGAAACUGUAUUCAUCGCUUGGUUAUUUCUAUCAGUCGUUCAAAAGCCGCCGAGAAGUCACAGCAAAAGGAGCCAGAGAGUCUUUCUUUUGAAGAUGCUGAUCGCUUCAGAUUUAUUACGCCAGCCCAUUCACCUGAUCCAGGACCAAAAUCGAAAAAACUCCAAGAGUCAACACUUUUAAGUUUAGAAGAUGAGUCCGUCAAACUUUUAUCUUUUGUUUUGAGCAACUUGGAACCUCACCAGAGGUCAGCAUUAAAAGGCAGAGAUUCAUAUGGUCGUUUUCCGUUACACUACGCUGCGGAGUUUGGUUUUGUUGUCAUUUGUCAAUUGGUUAUGAAAUUCAUGCAAGAUUGGGGUCAAUUCAAUGUUGAAAAUGGAAUUGAUGCGCCAGAAUGGCAAGAUGCUGAAGGUUUGGCACCUCUUCAUCUUAGUGUGAUUGGUGGCCAUGCUUUGACAACCAAAGCUCUUCUUGAUGGUGAAAAUUGGAAGGGUACCAGUGAUAAUAAAGCUGCCAUGAGACGAGAUAUUGCCAAGUCAAGUGCAGUUCUUGCUUUGGCUACAAAAUCUAACUUCAAGAAAAUUGUUGAACUUCUUGUCGAUGCUGGAGUUGAUAUCAAUUGGAAAGAUGCAAACUCGAAUAAUGAAACUGCCUUGCAUAUUGCAGCACGAACUGGUCAUGAGGAGUGUGCAGAUAUUCUUCUUCAAGGAACAGUGGAUCAAAAAGCUGACUUUGAGCUAACCGAGAAGGUCUAUUCUUGGACACCAUUACACGUUGCUUCUGUUGAUGGUCACCUCGGUAUCGUGGAACUAUUAAUAGCAGCUGGUGCCGAAUUAUCAAAAGCUGAUGCCGGAGGGUGGACAGCUAGAGAGCAUGCAGCUUUAAGAGGUCAUAUGGAUAUUGCAGAAAGACUGGCAUUUGUUGAAAUGGAGAAAGGUACUUCCGGGAGUGACAAGUCCACACAUAGUGACAGUGGCCCUUCAUCCCCACCUAAAAACUCUUCGAUCGAAACGUUUCGAUCGCAGAGCUCAAACCCUCCUCGAGUUACCGAGCCCGUUAAGAGUUUUGGUCAUCGAUAUCUCACAAAUGAAAGUAUGGUUCUUGUCAGCCUUGGUUCAAUGGAUAUGAGGAAGAAUAUCCCAGCAGUAAAGUUGGAAAAUAUUCCUAUCUCAGAAGCUCAUUCCACUCAACUCGACACUGCUUUAUCAAUUGUGGUUUCCGCAAAAGGGGCCACAGGUGAACCUACUAUCAUUGAUCUUCCAAUUCACGAUAAUAUUGCAACUGAUCCUAUCGUAUUCACAACCCUAGAUGCUUCUAAGGUCAAGCUGUACUUCGAUAUCGUACCAACAUAUGCUGGGAGUGAAAAGCAUAAGAUUGGGAGAGGAAUGGCAAUGCUGUCUAGUAUUAGACCUACGAUUGGCUUAAAACGCAUGAACCUUCAAGGUGAUGUCACUAUCCCAAUCAUUUCCAAAGAUACUUUGGAGGAUAUCGGAACUGUCAGCUUCAACUUCCUUGUUAUUACACCGUUUUCACAUCCAGAAAUGGGAGUUACCGCACAACAAACAUAUUGGAAGGAAUUAUCUUCAACAAUGGUCAUUGGUCACAGAGGCCUUGGCAAGAAUACUUCUGCAAACAAGUCACUUCAACUUGGUGAAAAUACUUUACAGUCUUUCAUCGCAGCUGCCAAUCUUGGAGCUAAUUAUGUUGAAUUUGAUGUUCAACUUACAAAGGAUCAUGUUCCUGUCAUCUAUCAUGACUUUCUCGUUUCGGAAACUGGAAUUGAUGCACCAGUUCAUACUCUCACGUUAGAACAAUUUCUUCAUGUCAACGAAACUACAUCUCGUUCGACUCGCCCUCCAUCUCCUCCGAAAGAUAGUCCACGAAUUCAGUCCAUUAAGAGAGGUAUGGAUCGUCAACGAUCAUUGUCUCUAGGCGAAGACAUGUUCGAAAACGCAAUGGCAGAAAGAAUGAAACACACACGCGAUUUCAAGCAAAAAGGUUAUAAAGGCAAUACCCGUGGAAAUUUUAUCCAAGCUCCUUUCACCACUCUCGAGGAAAUGUUCCGUGAACUUCCUCAAAAUGUCGGUUUCAAUGUUGAAAUGAAAUAUCCUAUGCUUCACGAGACGGAAGAACAAGAAAUGGAUACUUAUGCUGUGGAACUUAAUAGUUUCUGUGAUACUGUCCUUACAAAAGUGUAUGACAUGAAGCAAAAACGAAAGGUCAUUUUUAGUUCGUUCAAUCCGGAUAUUUGUUUACUUUUGUCAUUCAAACAACCAAGCAUUCCUAUUUUAUUCCUCACGGAUGCUGGUACCAGUCCAGUAGGAGAUAUCAGAGCUAGUAGUUUACAAGAGGCAAUUCGUUUUGCUAGUAGAUGGAAUUUAUUGGGGGUGGUUAGUGCAGCAGAACCAUUGUGUAAUAGUCCGAGAUUGGUAAAGGUGGUUAAGGAUAGUGGAUUAGUUUGUGUUAGUUAUGGUGUUUUGAAUAAUGAUCCUGUUAAGGUUCAGGUAUGUUUUGGCUUAUUUCUUUCCCUCCCCUUGCCUUGCCCUGUUUUCUCCUCUUUCCCGAGCAUCCCUCACAUCAUCUAUAAUUUUCUUCAUAUCUACAUGAGUAUUUACUAACAGCAAAAAUAGGAACAAGUAAACGAAGGCAUCGACGCAGUAAUCGUAGAUAGCGUCUUGAAAAUCCGAAAUGGUUUGACGAAGAAUGCUAAGGGCUCUGGUGCUGUAACGCCUGCUUGGGCAGAGGGUUUGUUGGGUGGUGUUAAGCUGGAUGAUAAGUAAAGUACAGAUUUGAAUAUGGAUGGAUGGCUAGUUUGAGAGACGGGUUUUCUGGGGUACGGGGUUUAAGCAGUUUUUUGAGCGGGGCUUGGAAGUUGAUAGAGGUUGGGCGAGAAGAGGUGAGGGGAGAAAAGAAGA